UCCAAUGUCUUCUCCAUGUUCGAGCAGUCCCAGAUACAAGAAUUCAAGGAGGCUUUUGGCUGCAUUGACCAGGACAGAGAUGGCGUUAUUAAGAAACAAGACCUGAAGGAGACCUAUGCACAACUGGGAAAGCUCAACGUGAAGGAAGAAGAGCUAGAUGAGAUGUUGAACGAGGGCAAAGGACCUAUCAACUUCACUGUCUUCUUGUCUCUCUUUGGCGAGAAACUCAACGGCACCGAUCCAGAAGACACCAUCCUCGCUGCCUUUAAGCUUUUCGAUCCCAACGCGACAGGCUUCGUCAACAAGGAAGAAUUUAGACGGUUAUUGCUGAACCAGGCGGAUAAAUUCACGCCCGAGGAGGUGGAUCAGGCCUUUGCGCUCGCUCCCAUCGACCCGACAGGAAACAUCGACUACAAGUCCCUCUGCUACAUCAUCACGCACGGAGACGAGAAGGAAGAGUCCUGA
Messenger RNA from Phycodurus eques (leafy seadragon), 465 nucleotides. RefSeq names its product myosin, light chain 7, regulatory (gene myl7). Gene Ontology annotation, molecular function: calcium ion binding. The transcript has 6 exons. The record is from RefSeq and is a predicted model, not a curated record. Lineage: Eukaryota; Metazoa; Chordata; Actinopteri; Syngnathiformes; Syngnathidae. Gene Ontology annotation, cellular component: myofibril; cytoplasm. Gene Ontology annotation, biological process: cardiac muscle tissue development; heart contraction. Bases 16 to 465 code for a protein of 149 amino acids.